GCGUUCUUCCUGUCCGGGAGAUUGCUUGUAAGCCUGGGGGCACCAUCUAGUUGUUCUUGAACUCCUCAUUAUGAGCUUUGGAGUGGAUUUAUAAGCAGGUGGAACCGUUCCAAAAAUGAAGAGCUGCUCUGCCAGCGUGGUUUCUCUAUUGCAAAAGAACACUUGAGGCCGACGAGAAAGGAUUGAGGAGGGCCUGAAAGAAACUUGGCCCUGGAAUUGCUUCCCUCGUAAUAACGGCUGGGGAGGGGAUAAACGCUUGAACACCUCUGCUCGAGAUUCGUGAGUGUUUCACAUCGUAUGAGAAAGAGGCGACCUUACAAAAACGGACACAAUUUCUAGGGAGGGAUGCCAAGGAACAUGGUGUCAGACUACUCGGGAAUGGGAUACGAAAUUCCUUCGGAGGUCCAGUUUGGGAACUUGGAAAAAACGCAUCAUCUGGAGAGUGGGAAAAGUUGCCCCGAUCGAAAACACUCGAUUUUGGAUGAAGAUGAACGGUUGAAAGAGCUAACUCACGAAGAAAAGGAUGUCCUACUGUUUUUCGAAGAAACGAUUGACUCUUUGGAUGAUGAUAUGGAGGAAGAAGGCUUGCAUGACAGCGGGGUCUUCUGCAGUUCUCCAAAGUUGGUAGAAGAAAACACACCUGACCAUCCAGAGUCUGAAGAGCUCAUAGAAUUGGUCCCGUCAGCACCCGAGAACAGCACAGAACCAGCAUCGGAGGAAACUUGGAAGCCGGAUGAGCCAAAACUGGAAGACGUUGAACCAUCAGAGGAAGAUGUCCAUGUUAAUCCAGUGUCUCUUCAGCCAACACCGCCUCCACCACCUCCAUUGCCGGUCUGUGAGGUGUAUCCUUUUCAGCCUACUGUACUGCAUCCAAAGCUCCUUCACUCCAUCCCCACGCCACUUUUGAUUGCCGAGAAAUUGUCUGAGCGGAAGGCAGAAGGCAGUUCUUCCUUGCUUCCCGCUCCAAAGGAAAGGAGCCCCAACACGAGGAGGGCCCUCUCCACUUCCUCCACCCUGUGCAGUUGGGAGCAGGUCAAGCCUUGUGCCCCACCUCCAACUGCUCCCAAACCCCAGAGAUUCCCGAGUAACAUCAGCUUCACUAAUGCCAGCGAGCGGGAAUUCAACAAAACCAUCUCCAAGGCAGCCGUCAACGUUCAAGAGCGCAAGGCUCAAGUGUUGGCCAACGUCAACGCUUCAGCCUUGCUGAUGAAUGAGUUGGAAGAGAGAUUGCAGAAGCGUGGACUUCUGGGUCCCAGCCAAAGCUUGCCUUUACGAGAUUUACCUUCGGAGUCCAUGGGCCACGAACCCUUGAGUAGUUUAAGCCUGGUUGAGAAAACUCUUGCUCGGGCCCACCUCGUCCACCCUCUCCACGUCCUUUCCGUAAAGGACGAGAGGUCCGAACAAGGAUGCGGCGCACCAAAUGGCUAUCAAAACAUCCACGAAAUCAUGAAAAGGGAUCCAAAUUUGUUACCCAACCUGAACAAAACAAUGACUCUCAAGCCAGAUGCUGACUUUGUGGAUGGCAAGUCUGCCUGGCCAAGUAUUUCUGGACAACCCCAACAAGACCUCAUCCUUGACAUGCAGAGAAAGUUGAGCUCAUUACCCAAAUCUGGAGGACUCCAAUCCAAAGGUAUCACGGUACAAUUUUCCGGCCGUGGAUCAACAGAAAAAGCCCGGAGGGAGGCUCUACAAAAACUGGGACUUCUGAAAGAAUAGUGGCGUGAGAAGAACAUCUAAAGAACAUUAGGUGCCCGAAGACCAGGGGUGAAAUCUAAAAAUUUUCCCUACCGGUUCUGUGGGCGUGGCUUAAUUGGUGAGCGUGGCUUGGUGGUCAGAUGACUGGGUGGGCGUGGCCAAUAACAAUAAAUAAUAAAAAUAAUAAACAAAGUAUAAAAAACAAUAAGAGGUACCAAAAACCAACUUUCACACUUUACACACACACAACACAACUGACACACACACACACACACACACAAAAUGCCACAUACAGCUUUCUGAGAUUUUGUGUGUUUGUGUAGUUAGAGGGAAACACUACAGAAACACAUCAAAUCUCAGAAAGCUGCACAAAUAUUUUAUUUUAUUAUUUUAUUUUAUUUUAUUGUGGACUUCAAUUCCCAGAGUUCCUCAGCCAGCAAAGCCAGCCAGCAUUAGUUGAUCACUGAAGAAAUAGAUUAGCUAAGCAAUUGAUUCUGUCUGGCUGAAAGUGAAACUGGGGCUUUCGGGCUGGAAAAAAAGCCAUGCGUUCAUCAGUAAUCAGGUAAGUGCCUUAGAAUCUCUACUCUUACUUGUAGAAAACAUGUUUUCUACAAGUAAGAGUACAAGUAAGGUUCUCUGAUGAGGAACUCAGGUGAGAUCGCCAGAGGAGACUUUAAAUUUUUUUUUAAGUUUAAAGGCUCUGCCGAUCUCAGCUGAGGGGCGGGUUCCUCAAAGGCUUUUUUUUACUUUUAAAGGCAUGUUUCGGCUGAAGAAAAACCGGCUUUUAAAAGUAAAAAAAAAAACCUCUGCUGAUGGUGCGGCUCAGCAGAGGCAGGAGGGGUGAGGCCAGGGAUUUUUGCUACCAGUCCUCCGAACCAGCAGCCACCAUCGCUACCAGAUCGCGUGAGCCAGUCCGAACCGGGAGCAUUUCACCCCUGCUGAAGACAGAUUCCAAUGAAAUCCAUUCUGUUUAUCAUGCAGGCAAAGGAAAUAUUAAGUGUUUGGAGCGCCACUGUUCUCUGCUGGCAUUUAGGAUGGAUGUCCUUGAUGUGAACUCACUGUGCUCUCAAAGGCAGUUCCUGAAAGCCCGUGUAAAAAUGAGAGUGUCAAGCUAAACGAAGGCCAGUGGGCAGUCUGUGUGUAAGCCAUGUGUGCAUCACUGGCCACGUACGUCAAAAUCCCUUGGAUAAAACCUAGAAGACCCCAAGAAGACUAUUAAGGAAUUCUAUCAGGAUAAAUGUAUAUAUCCCCCCCCCACAUAUCGGACAGUUCAAAUUUGUAAUAAACCUGCUAUCUCCGAUCGUCGCAACUAUUUAACGCCGCACACCGACUGCAGAUCAUUGCUUCUGGCAGAAUAGCUGGCGAGACUAGCCAACUUAUUCAGUUUGGUUGAUCGCUUGAAAAAUAUCGGGCCUGCUGGAUUUGACAAAAGGCCCCAUUGCACCCAGUAUUGUUUCCUGUAGCUUCCCGGUCUCUGUGCUGCUGAAAAUCAAUUGUGUAAAAAUGAUGGGGGGGACCCCCCGCAACCCAAUAUGUCACAAUUCUGGGUUGCAAUCUUGAACACCCCAGUUUCCUGACCUGCUGUUUCCUCUCCCAUGUCUAAUACAGGAUAAGCUACCUGUAUUAAGGUAACACAGCCCAACCUGAACACUUUCCAGAUGUGCCUGGUGUUGAAGUCCACACAUCUGGAGAUUGCCCAGAUAUAGGCUCACAUAAGCUCUUAGAACUAGGUACCCAGCUGUCCAUGGAGCCUACCAAAGAGCGAAGGAACCAGUGAAACAAAUAACUGAUAUAGGUAGCCUUCCACUUACGACGGUUCGUUUAGUGACUGAAGUUCACUAAAGCCCAAAAAUUUCUGUUGUUAAGUGUGAGGUUUGUUAAGUGAGUUUUGCUCCAUUUUACGACCUUCCCGGCCGCAGCUGUUAAGUGAGUCACCGCAGUUGAUAAGAUAGUAACCCGGUUGUUAAGUGCAUCUUGAUUUCCCAUUGACUUUCGUCAAAAGAUCGCAAAGGACCACGGAACACUGCAACUGUCCUAAAGCCUCUUAAUCACAUGAUCAUGGGGAUGAUGCAUAACUUCGAAUGUUCACCCAAUGAACUGAGCCGGGCCUCCUGCCAGAAAGUGACUUGGAAAGUGAGGGGAAAGGGCCAUCAGGACUUACGUCAGGAGCACCGGCUUCCCUGGCUCAGCUCCAGGAGCCAGAGGCAGGCCAGGUGGAAGAGAUAAGGAGGCCUCCAUCUCCUGACUUUCCCACGCCCAGGCCACGCCUUCAGACUCAGCUGAUGGCAAUCAGGCUUGGUUGGACCCUAGGUUUCAUAGACAGGAGAGGAGGGAACAACAGAAACAGGGGUGGGGCAGGCCUAGGAAGUGCUGAGUCAUGGAGCCACACCCCACAGGAUAUAACGGCAGCCAGAGCUGCUGUGCCUCUUCGUAGCAGGCAAAUCAACUGAUUAACUAAGAGCUGAAGUUUGUUCCUGGGUGACUCAUUGGCGUCGAGGGAGAUAACAGAGACACUUGGCAGGCGCUCGCUAUUUUGCUGCCAGAGCUGAUAGUGCCGGCUAAUUAAGCCAUCACUCAGACGGAGGCGAAGGAGGACAGAACAAUAUAUUUAAUAGCCACUCUGAGGCUGGCUCACAGUUGCGUUCUUCUCAUCCCGAGGCGACCUUGAAACGGUGUCUUGGAGUAGUGCCUUCACUAUGUAACUUUAACUUCCCCCCCACCCCGAAGCACUUCCUCUCUCUCUCUCACACACACAUACACACUUGCAGGGGUAGGAUUAAAAAAUUUCAGCAACUGGUUCGCUGCCCAGUUGCUGAGUGGGUGUGGCCAUGGGGGCAUGGCCUACUCAGCCUCCUGCACCAUGGCGGGGGGGCGUUUUUGCCCUCCCCAGGCUCUGAAGGCUUUCCUGGAGCCUCCAGCAGGGUGAAAACAGCCUCCCCAGGGGCACCAGAGGCCCUCCGGAGGCUGGAAAUGAGCCCGUUUCCGAAACUUCCGAUUCUUCUGGUAGGUCCGUUUUUCAUCCUCCCCGAGUCUCCGUGCAUGCCCUGCACUUAUCUGGCAUCCAAAACGGGCCACGUGGAGACUCCUGGGAGGAGUGAGCGGGGUGAUCCAGUCCUCGGAACAACCGGUUUGGCAAACCAAAUUAAAAUUAACAUCCGGUUCGCCCGAACCGAUCCGAACCGGCUGAAUCACCCUUGCACACACGGGUUCAUGGCAGCCUAGUACCGAAUGGAAGAUGUGAAGUGACAGCUCUGACAUUAUGGAUCUUGGGGAUGCGGCCACAGCUCUCUUACUCCAGUGAGUAGCCCUGGAAGGUAAGAAAUUGCCCUGGAGUGAUAGGAAACAGAGCCCUUUCUGGGACCCAAUGCCCUCCUUACCUGUCGGAUCCUUUCAGCUAAGGCGUAUUGUAGCGACAAUGCUGUGAAUUCUCAUUUCAUCUCAAGCCCUCUAGUCGACGCGGUUUGACGACGGCUUGCGGAUCCAGAGUAAGCUAGUCAUGUUGACCUCAUACUGAAGCAAUAGCAUUGCCUGUGAUUUCAAUAGAAUAAAUAUCUUUCU
Messenger RNA from Ahaetulla prasina, 5253 nucleotides. It is a transcript of the gene PROSER2, whose product is annotated as proline and serine rich 2. Lineage: Eukaryota; Metazoa; Chordata; Lepidosauria; Squamata; Colubridae. Bases 346 to 1716 code for a protein of 456 amino acids. The record is from RefSeq and is a predicted model, not a curated record. The transcript has 4 exons.